UUCAACCCCUGUAGUCAGCAUAAACCAGCCUCAGAGUCACAGGACCGUGCCCAACGCACCCUGCUGCUGCUGCCGCUGCUGCUGCGAAGCUCUCAGAAGCCGCACAGAGCCGGAGAGACAGAAGAGGAGGAGGAGAGAGAGAGAGAGAGAGAGAAGGACGGAGGGAGGAGAAAGAGUGAGAAAGUGAGAGAGUCAGAGCAGAGGCUGCCUGCCUCAGGAGCACUGCAGCAGCACUAAAUCUGAAACUGUCACGAAAGCCCAGGGAGCAGAGAGAGAGAGAGGGAGAGAGAGAGAGAGAGAGAGAGCGAGAAAGAGACAGAGAGAGAAGACUCUAAUCCACACACACUUCACAGGGAGCGAACAAGCAAGCGUGUUAGACUGGCAGCGGGGGAGCCACAGUGAUGGGGACCCGACAAGACCACUCGUCUUCAGAUAAAACUUGAAAAGGGAAAAAAGGAAAAGUGCAUCCUCAGGAAAAGAGAAAGAGAGAGAGUGUGCGAGAGAGAAAGAGAGAGAGAGAGAGAAAGAAGAGGAAGAAGUGGAAUCGAAUCACUUUGCUCACAACAAAGGUGAAAUUUGAAGGGAAUUCUGUUUUUUUUUUCGUCACCCUCUCAGCUGCACUGCUUUUUUUCCUUUUUUUUUCUCUCUCUCUGGCUCAUAACCCUCUACUUUGCCCUGCUGAGCCCGUGUCUCUCUCCUCUACCCCAACCCUACUCCGUACACCUUGUGGUUUUUUUUUUUCUUUUUCUUUUUAUGUCCUAUUGAAUGUCUUCUCUGCAUGAUCUGGCACUGCUCAGCAGUUGAACAACACUCAUGGUCGAUGCCAAGGGACGGAACAUGAAAUGUCUGACCUUCUUGUUGAUGCUUCCAGAGUCGGUGAAGAACCGCUCAAGCAAAAACUCCAAAAAGGGAAGCCCGAGCAGCUCGUCUAAACUCCCCCCUGUGUGUUAUGAGAUCAUCACCCUGAAGACCAAAAAGAAGAAGAAGAUGUCGGCCGAGAUCUUCCCCACCAAGAAGCCGGCGACGGCCACUACCACCACCACUGUCCAGCAAUACCAGCAGCAGAACCUAAACAAUAACAACACUAUCCAGAACUGCAACUGGCAAGGACUCUACUCCACCAUCCGCGAGAGAAAUGCGGUGAUGUUCAACAACGAGCUGAUGGCCGACGUUCACUUUCUGGUGGGUCCAUCUGGAGGCCAGCAACGACUGCCCGGGCACAGGUAUGUUCUAGCAGUGGGGAGCUCUGUUUUCCAUGCCAUGUUUUAUGGGGAGCUGGCAGAGAAUAAGGAUGAGAUCAGGAUUCCUGACGUGGAGCCUGCCGCCUUUCUGGCCAUGCUGAAGUACAUCUACUGCGAUGAGAUCGACCUGAGUGCCGACACCGUGCUGGCAACCCUGUACGCCGCCAAGAAGUACAUCGUGCCACACCUGGCGCGCGCCUGCGUCAACUUCCUGGAGACGUCGCUGAGUGCCAAGAAUGCGUGCGUGCUGCUGUCGCAGAGCUGCCUGUUCGAGGAGCCCGACCUGACGCAGCGCUGCUGGGAGGUGAUUGACGCGCAGGCCGAGCUGGCGCUCAAGUCCGAGGGAUUCUGCGACAUCGACGUGGUCACGCUGGAGAGCAUCCUGCGCCGUGAGACGCUCAACGCCAAGGAGAUUGUGGUGUUCGAGGCGGCGCUCAGCUGGGCGGAGGCGGAGUGUCAGAGGCAGGAGCUGACCGUGUCCAUCGACAACAAGCGCAAAGUGCUGGGCAAAGUGGUCUUCCUGAUCCGCGUGCCCACCAUGGGCCUGGACGACUUCGCCAACAGCGCGGCGCAGUCGGGCGUGCUGACGCUCAACGAGACCAACGACAUCUUUCUGUGGUACACGGCGGCCAAGAAGCCCGAGCUGCAGUUCGCCUGCAAGCCGCGCAAGGGCCUGUCGCCGCAGCGUUGCCACCGCUUCCAGUCUUGCGCCUACCGCAGCAACCAGUGGCGCUACCGCGGCCGCUGCGACAGCAUCCAGUUCGCCGUGGACAAGCGCGUCUUCAUCGCCGGCUUCGGCCUGUAUGGCUCCAGCUGCGGCUCGGCCGAGUACAGCGCCAAGAUCGAGCUAAAGCGCCAGGGCGUGCUGCUGGGUCAGAACCUCAGCAAGUACUUCUCAGACGGCUCCAGCAACACGUUCCCCGUGUGGUUCGAGUACCCAGUGCAGAUUGAGCCGGACACGUUCUACACGGCUAGCGUGGUGCUGGACGGGAACGAGUUGAGCUAUUUCGGACAGGAGGGCAUGACAGAGGUCCAGUGUGGGAAGGUGACAUUCCAGUUCCAGUGCUCCUCGGACAGUACCAAUGGGACAGGCGUGCAGGGGGGGCAGAUCCCGGAGCUCAUCUUCUACGCCUGAAAAACACACCCAGCAGAGGACUGAGACAGGCGAUGGACUUUCACACUGGGGCAGUUCUCUUAAAAAUGACAGUUUCUUUCUGGUUUUCUUCAUGAAUCGUCACUGAAUCUUUUUUUUUUUUGUCUGUUUCUGAAACCACUGACUUUUAAGGCACUGUUACAUGGAUUUUCUGGUGUAAAGUGAUUUUUUUGUUGUUGUUUAUGUCCCCGGUACCUGACAUUGGAUUUACUCACCCACUGAGGAAAACACUUAUCAUCUCUCCACAGAGUUUAAAGAUUUUGUUGUCAGACCAUUACAAACUUUUGUGUUUACAAAGACAAAAUGAGUCUUAUUCUUUGAAAAAGAUUAUUUACCUCUAAAGAUGAAAACUAGCAUUAGAAAUCAAGAGUUGCCAAAACAAAAAACAAAAACACUGGAUAACAUUUCACAAUUGUAUAAAUAUGUUUAAAUAUGUUGAUAAUGUAACAUAUAAAUAUAUAUACAUCAUGCAACAUGGCGGCUAUAUUCUUUCGGUUUCUAAAUAACUAUGCCGUGUUAUCUAAUGCUUGCACAGGAUGCACAUGUAUAUAACAGCAAUACUAAUUAAAUGAUGCAAAUCCAUGGUAGUGAUCGAAAUUCAAUCAUCAAUCCCAUCAACGCCUCUGUAAGAGAACAAACGAUACCCAGCACCAAAGCAACGCCUUCAAAUACAAAAUGACAAUUAGCACCUGCACUAGUUUGGGAGCUCUGCCUAUGCAUUGCUUUGCUGUAUCAAGUUAGUGAGACUGAGCCUACCUAUCCAAGCAGGAUGAAAUGAUUCUCUUGUUUGAUUUACCUGCUGUCAUACUCAAUAACUGAGAUUUACAUUCUUGGCCGUUGUUAAUUUCACAGUGGUUUUUAUCUGAAAGCAUUAGGCUUUUAAUGUACAAUAAGCACCUUUGGUAUGAAAUACCAGUAGUCAGAAAACGCACUCGCUUUUUUCACGCCGAAACUGCUUAAAGUUUUGUAAGAUGUGUGACAUUUCUCUUGUUGUUGUACGUGAAGAUAACUCAUGCCACCUUUAGAAGGUACACCAGGGCAAUUAAAUUAAAGAUGCCCUCUGAUAUGAUAGAAAUCACUUCGGCUGAAAAUUCGACUGUACAUGAAGUAUUUGCAAUUUAAUUUAGUGAUUAUGAAAACACUAUACAACAGGCCAUGAGUCGUGUAGGCACCAUGUCACAGUAAGAACACAUCUCAUUGGACGAUAACUGAGGACACAAACGUUUUUGAAUUGCAGGAGGACAGUAUAUUGUGACUACUUACAAACACUGUAUGUUGUUUUUUAGAUUUGUUUUCAAAGCAAUGAAUGGUUCAAACCUAAAAUCGUUUCUAAGAUGUCAGAAUUCAAUCCCGGGGUAAUUUGUUAUUGAGUAUUGAUGGACCAAAAUUGUGAGCACUUUUUGAAUGAGUUGCAAUCGCAGGUUUACAGUGUACUGAGUCAGCGGUCUUAAGAUUAGAUUGCACAGUGUGUGAAAUUAUCCUGUAAAAUUAUUAUUACAUACUCUGUCACAGAGUGGUCGUGUUCAGCAUAUCGGUUUGUACAGAGGUAACAUUUGCCAGCUGUAAAAAAAAAAGACGCAACGUUGGAGUUAUUUUAUUUUUAUGAUGUAAUAGAGUAGAGUUUUCUUUGGUUUCUGCGACCGAUUUAUGUUCUGUUUGUUGUACACUAGCUUGAGAUGGAGGAAGAAAGGUCAUGUUCGGCUUGUAGAACAGCACCUCUCUGAAUGUUUCUAUUCUGUGUUUAUGUGCUCAGUGCGGAGAGACCUAUGAAUGUGUAUGUUGGUUGAAAAUUCAAAUAAACCAAUUUACUGGUUCUAUGAA
Molecule: messenger RNA, 4215 nt
Organism: Alosa sapidissima (American shad)
Lineage: Eukaryota; Metazoa; Chordata; Actinopteri; Clupeiformes; Clupeidae
Gene: btbd3b
Product: BTB (POZ) domain containing 3b
Exons: 4
Coding region: 814-2376 (520 amino acids)
Biological process (GO): dendrite morphogenesis; neurogenesis; cerebral cortex development
Cellular component (GO): cytosol
Molecular function (GO): protein binding
Source: RefSeq, a predicted model, not a curated record